Molecule: messenger RNA, 873 nt
Organism: Rana temporaria (common frog)
Lineage: Eukaryota; Metazoa; Chordata; Amphibia; Anura; Ranidae
Product: whey acidic protein-like
Exons: 4
Coding region: 214-621 (135 amino acids)
Cellular component (GO): extracellular region
Molecular function (GO): peptidase inhibitor activity
Source: RefSeq, a predicted model, not a curated record
AGUGCUUACAUCAGAGCCUAGUCACCCAGGUGUUCUGUGACUAACUCCCUUUGGGCACAUUACACUUGCACCAACUGUGACAUUUACUUGAGGAAUCUAUAAGGUGGAAAGUAGUAUGGCCCUCGGGCCUCCUAUCAGUGUGUCACCUGUACAAGGAAGGAUGUCUUUCUCAGUGUCGUAUACUGCGGGACUGCAGCAACAUCCACAGCACCGAUGAUGAUCCCGGUGUUUGUCCUGUUUGUUCUGCCCUCUCUGGUCUACUCCAGAGUCAUUCUGGAUGAGCCGGAGUACAUGGUGGUGGAUCCCCCUAAAUGCCCGCUAAAUGUGGACUACCCAAAAUGUGGGCCCAAGCGGGAGGAAGACCAGUGUAAGGUGGACAAGGACUGUGAGGGGGGCAGAAAAUGCUGCACUUCUGGCUGUAAGAAGCUCUGUCUCAUGACACUCAAAGCAAAGUCUGGCUCAUGUCCUUUGUACGAGGCCUCCCUGUGUAACAGCGAGCCACCAUCACCCAAUGAGUGCCACCGAGAUGAUCAGUGUCCCGGCUCACACAAAUGCUGCUACCAGUGCAGGCGUCGGUGCACGCAGAUACUGCCAUUUAAACAAACAAAGAACUUUGAGUGAACAGUCAUGGUAAAUGUGGAUCGUCCCAGUUGUCUUCUCCAGUGGAAGGAUGGACAGAAGGAUUCUCCAGCUGGGAGGAUGAUAUGCAGUAUUAUAGGCUCAGACCUUCUAGACGGAUCAGAUUGUAUUGGGCCCUGUGUUUGAUGAAAAUUCUCACAUAAAUAGUGGAAUGAUCAAGAGAUUGUGGACUUUUUAUUAAUUAUAUUGUUAUAGAUUAAAAUUUGUUGAUAAUAAAAUGAAAAUAAGCUGUCA